This is a messenger RNA of Acanthochromis polyacanthus (spiny chromis), 3459 nucleotides long. Its product is annotated as NACHT, LRR and PYD domains-containing protein 3-like. NCBI's taxonomy places the organism in Eukaryota, Metazoa, Chordata, Actinopteri, Pomacentridae. Gene Ontology annotation, molecular function: protein binding. The transcript is spliced from 9 exons. Bases 19 to 3285 code for a protein of 1088 amino acids. The record is from RefSeq and is a predicted model, not a curated record.
GAAGCCAGGUGCUUGUCCAUGAAGAGUGAUCGGUCUAAGUUUGAACCCACUGACUUCAAACAUGGACACCCGUCUGUUGAUGAAGGCGUUAACCAGCAGAGCUCAGAGGAUCUCAGAGGUCAGUCUGUCCCUCAGCAUCAAAAAGAUCUGGACUCCAUAUUGAUGUUGUUGGAGGAGAACAUCAUCAGUUACGUGAAGAAUGAGAUGAAGAAGAUCCAGAAGGUUCUGAGUCCAAAUUACCCAGAAUGCUUAGAGAAUCAAAGGGAGGAGGAGUUGGAGGGUGAGGAUGAAGAGCAGAGGAGGAGCAGCAGAGAGUCAUUUCUGAAGAUCACACUACACUUCCUGAAGAAGAUGAAGCAGGAGGAGCUGGCUGACUGUCUGCAGAGAACUAUUAGUUUGAUGUGCCAGCAAAAACUCAAGUCCAGCCUGAAGAAAAGGUACCAGUGUGUGUUUGAGGGGAUCGCGAAAGCAGGAAACCCAACUCUUCUGAAUCAGAUCUACACAGAGCUCUACAUCACAGAGGGAGGAACUGCAGAGGUCAAUGAUGAGCAUGAGGUCAGACAGAUUGAAACAGCAUCCAGGAAACCAGACAGAGCAGAAACAACCAUCAGACAAGAAGAUAUCUUUAAAGACUCACAUGGAAGAGAUGAACCAAUCAGAACAGUGAUGACAAAGGGAGUGGCUGGCAUUGGGAAAACUGUCUUAACACAGAAGUUCACUCUGGACUGGGCUGAAGACAAAACCAACCAGGACAUCUACUUCACAUUUCCAUUCAAUUUCAGAGAGCUGAAUGCGCUGAAAGAGAAAAAGUUCAGCUUGGUGGAACUUGUUCAUCGCUUCUUUACUGAAAUCAAAGAAGCAGGAAUCUGCAGCUUCCAACACUUCCAGGUUGUGUUCAUCUUUGACGGUCUGGAUGAAUGUCGACUUCCUCUGGACUUCCACAACAAUGAAAUCCUGACUGAUGUUACAGAGUCCACCUCAGUGGAUGUGCUGCUGACAAACCUGAUCAGGGGGAAACUGCUUCCUUCUGCUCGCCUCUGGAUAACCACACGACCGGCAGCAGCCAAUCAGAUCCCUCCUGAGUGUGUUGACAUGGUGACAGAGAUCAGAGGGUUCACUGACCCACAGAAGGAGGAGUACUUCAGGAAGAGAUUUAGAGAUGAGGAGCAGGCCAUUGGCAUCAUCUCCCACAUCAAGAUAUCACGAAGCCUCCACAUCAUGUGCCACAUCCCAGUCUUCUGCUGGAUCACUGCUACAGUUCUGGAGGAGCUGUCAAAAACCAGAGAGGGAGGAGAUCUGCCCAAGACCCUGACUGAGAUGUACAUCCACUUCCUGGUGGUUCAGACCAAAGUGAAGAAGGUCAAGUAUGAUGGAAGAUCUGAGACAGAUCCACACUGGAGUCCAGAGAGCAGGAAGAUGAUUGAGUCUCUGGGAAAACUGGCUUUUGAGCAGCUGCAGAAAGGAAAUCUGAUCUUCUAUGAAUCAGACCUGACAGAGUGUGGCAUCGAUAUCAGAGAGGCCUCAGUGUAUUCAGGAGUGUUCACACAGAUCUUCAAAGAGGAGAGAGGACUAUACCAGGACAAGGUGUUCUGCUUCGUCCAUCUGAGUGUUCAGGAGUUUCUGGCUGCUCUUCAUGUUCAUCAGACCUUCAUUGAAUCUGGUGUCAACCUGAUGGAAGAACAGACAACAUCCUCCGAGAAGCAUAAAGCAUCUCAAGAAAAACCUACUCUAAAACAUCUCUACCAGAGUGCAGUGGAUGAGGCCUUGCAGAGUCCAAAUGGACACCUGGACUUGUUCCUGCGUUUCCUCCUGGGUCUUUCACUGCAGACCAAUCAGAAUCUCCUACGAGGCCUGCUGACAGAGACAGAAAGUAGCGCACAGACCAAUCAGGAAACAGUCCAGUACAUCAAGAAGAAGCUCAAUGAGAAUCUGUCUGCAGAGAGAAGCAUCAAUCUGUUCCACUGUCUGAAUGAACUGAAUGAUCGUUCUCUUGUGGAGGAGAUCCAACAGUUCCUGAGAUCAGGACGUCUCCCUACAGAUAAACUGUUUCCUGCUCAGUGGUCAGCUCUGGUCUUCAUCUUACUGUCAUCAGAAGAACAUCUGGAUGUGUUUGACCUGAAGAAAUACUCUGCUUCAGAGGAGACUCUUCUGAAGAUGCUGCCAGUGGUCAAGGCCUCCAACAAAGCUGUACUGAGUGGGUGUAAUUUGUCAUGGAGAAGUUGUGAAGCUCUGUCCUCAGUCCUCAGCUCUCAGUCCUCUAGUCUGAGAGAUCUGGACCUGAGUAACAACGACCUGCAGGAUCCAGGAGUGAAGCUGCUUUCUGUUGGACUGAAGAGUAAACACUGUGAACUGGAAACUCUCAGGCUAAGCAGCUGUAACCUCUCGGAGAGAAGUUGUGAAACUCUGUCCUCAGUCCUCAGCUCUCAGUCCUCUAGUCUGAGAGAUCUGGACCUGAGUAACAACGACCUGCAGGAUUCAGGAGUGAAGCUGCUUUCUACUGGACUGAAGAGUCCACAUUGUGAACUGGAAAGUCUCAGUCUGUCAGGUUGUCUGGUCACAGAAGAAGGUUGUUCUUCUCUGGUCUCAGCUCUGAGCUUCAAUCCCUCCCAUCUGAGAGAGCUGGACCUGAGCUACAAUCAUCCAGGAGACUCAGGAGUGAAGCUGCUUUCUGCUGCAGUGGAGGAUCCACACUGGAGACUGGACACUGUCAGGGUGGAUCAUUGUGGAGAACAGAGACUAAAACCUGGUCUGAGGAAGUAUUUCUGUGAACUUGAAGUGGACACAAACUCGGUGAACAGAUUCCUGAAAGUGUCUGACAACAACAGGAAGGUGACGCUGGUGAAGGAGGAGCAGCCAUAUCCUGAUCAUCCAGACAGAUUUGACUGUAGUCAGCUGCUAUGCAGAAAUGAUCUGACUGGUUGCUGUUACUGGGAGGUUGAGUGCAGAGAAUUUGCUCAUAUAUCAGUGAGUUACAGAGGAAUCAGAAGGAGAAGAGACCGAAUUAACUCCAGGUUUGGAUGGAAUGAUCAGUCUUGGAGUCUGUUCUAUUCCAGUGGUUUUUUCUCUGUCUGUCACAAUCGCAGAGAAACAUCCAUCUCAUCUGCCUCCAUCUCUAACAGAGUAGCAGUGUAUGUGGACUAUCCUGCUGGCAUUCUGUCCUUCUACAAUGUUUCCUCUGACUCUCUGAUCCACCUGCACACCUUCAACACCACAUUCACUGAACCUCUGUAUCCUGGAUUUAGAUUAUGGUCAUCUGGAUCCUCAGUGUCUCUUUGUUCUCUGUAGGACUGAGACUGUUUGGAAGUGACAGCAGCUUCAUAUCUGUGCUUUAAAUGAUGAUGAUGGAUGAUAUUUCACUAAGAUCUGAAUCACUGUGAAUUUUUUAUUUAGAAAGUGUUCAACUUAAACAAAUUAAUCUCAGCAUCUCUUAGCUGUUAAUGGCUUCAGUAGUUGCCAGUU